AUGAGCAGUCCUAUUCUGCUGACGCACGCGGUCGCAGCCGGUCGCGUAGUUCACAUCAGAGAUGACGAUCAAAUGACUGACACGUGCUUCCGGUUCCUCGUUUCUGCCAACGAAAGAACGAGCAUUCCCCGAUGCGCGACGUUUAAGUGCACGCAGAGUGGAUCAAGAAAGGGAAAGAGGGGUAAAGAGACGAGAAAAAAGAAACGAGGAGGAGACCGAAGUGACGGAGACAAACGCAGAGAUCGCGACGUAGAGAACGUAAGAAAGAAACGGGAGAACCGAUCGCGCAUCCGACAGCAACAUAACCAGGUAGGCCUUGAACAACUCGUGGGACCCACGCGCGCACGGCUCUCUAGGAGUGUUGGCUCGUAUAUAGAGGCAUUCUCGGUUGGCGCUGCCGGGCAAAAGCAGAUAAAUAACUCAGUUUCCUGCCCUCGGAUUGCCGAUCGUCCCGCGGACCCAUUUUCGGACCUACCGAACUCGACGAUGGACUCACCAGCCCGGCUGCCGCUGCCGCUGCCGCUUCUGCUGGACUCGAUCGGAGCCCUCGAAGAGGCAUCUAGCCGUCAAAAGUCGGUCGUCAGGACUUCUGGGACGUCCGGGACGAAUCGUUCGCCGAUCGCGCGCAGUCAGGAGACUCGGGCGGGUCUAGAUACCGUCGGAUUUGAGCUUACAGAGUUGUCUCGCAUCGUCCUCCUGCAAGCAAUCGUUCCAGAAUCCAGUCGCAGCCAGGCAUCAUGUCAGUGUGGAAAUACAUAAUUACAUAGAAUUACGGUAUAAAUUGUGUUAAAUCAAUGUUAAUCGCUGUAGCGACGUGGGGUAUUAUAAUAAAUACAUUAUUUUAUGUA
This is a messenger RNA of Linepithema humile (Argentine ant), 848 nucleotides long. The record is from RefSeq and is a predicted model, not a curated record. Lineage: Eukaryota; Metazoa; Arthropoda; Insecta; Hymenoptera; Formicidae.